This is a messenger RNA of Anoplopoma fimbria (sablefish), 4660 nucleotides long. It is a transcript of the gene pbxip1a, whose product is annotated as pre-B-cell leukemia homeobox interacting protein 1a. The record is from RefSeq and is a predicted model, not a curated record. Bases 187 to 2676 code for a protein of 829 amino acids. The transcript has 11 exons. NCBI's taxonomy places the organism in Eukaryota, Metazoa, Chordata, Actinopteri, Perciformes, Anoplopomatidae.
UUCAGCCUACCCUCCUUUGUUUACCAUUAUGUGUGAAGCCUGAAUUGGGUUGCUACAACAACUAUAGCCCCUUUAUUGUGUUUCCCAUACGUGCUAAACAGAAGCUAAGAGCACAUAGUGUUGUCGACACAAAACCAUAAAGCUGAGUCUGCACCGUGCUGUGCCAAAUUGAGCCUGAAGAGGGCGAUGUCUGACAACAGCAGCAGCACAGGCAGCAGUGGCUCCUCAACCAACAGCUGGACCCUCCUCUCCCCCGAGGAGGCUGCUGUUGAGAAUGUCGGGCCAGUAGAUGACGGCACUGAGAGCCUGGGUGACGUCCCGAGUCUCUCUGAGGAUGUGACAGGAGCUGCUGCAAGCGAAAUUCCAAUAGAAACUGUCCUGUCUGAAGAAGGCCAUCAGGUGUGUCAAGAGACCUCUCCAGAGUCCAGUGAGGGUCCCGUCCCACCUAGUCCAACCGGGAUGAGUCCCCUCCCACCCAACCUCCUCGAUCUUCCAGACCUGGACCUGGAGAGUCAGCCCCCAGUCAUCCAUGACAUCGUAACCAGCUCCCCGAGUGACAAUGAGCACCUCGGAGCCACACCCUUUGUCACCAACAUUGAUUCGAGGGACCCGCUUGAUAUUCCUGCUGCUGAACUCCUGACAGCUGAGCCCGAGGAGUCCUGCUCCACUCCUCCUUUGACUGAGAUCCAGGCCGCCACAGAACAAGUACUUGACGCGUCUACCGAUUUUGAGCCGAGUCCUGUCUUCACUGCUGAACCUGAGGUCAACAUCCCCACAGAGACCAUCACAGCCUUCGAUCCUCCCUCUCAUGUCGAUGCUGAUGUCAGCUUCGUACCAGAGAGUACAGAGCCACCAAGCCAGGUCCCAGAGAGCCUAGUGACAGAGAGCCACAUUAUCGAUAGUCCUGCACCAGAGACUGUUGGUUCAGCGGAGGCAGAGGAAGAGGAAGAGGCAGGGGCAGAGGAAGACGAGGAGGCGGCUGUGGAAAAGGAGGAGAUGAAGCUGUCUGAGACAGUGACCCAAUAUGAGAGAGAAGAAGAAGAAGAAGAAGUGAAAGAACCAUCCUGCAGUUUUGAUUCGGGCGACACGGGCAGCUUUGACGAUGGACUGAGGAGGAGGAAUGCCCCUUCCUUCGAGUCUCCAAGGCCCAGAACAUCCGAUGAGGAAGACGACGAAGAGGAAGUGGAGUUCAAGCUGGCAGAGAAGAAGGAGGAAAAACCAUGGCUCUCUUUGAACAAAUGCAUUGUGGGUUCUCUGAUCCUGCUCUUCUUAGGUUCCCUCUUCCUCUCAGGUUUCCUCUCUGACCUGGAUAAUGGAGACUUUGACGCCUCUGAACUCAGUGAUGGAGAACAAAACCAGGACUGGCUCAGCAGUGAUCCACAGGAUAUGAAAGAUCUAUUGGAUAAACUGACACAGGAAAACCAGCAAAUCGCUCAGCUAGAGGCUCAACUGCAGUCUCAGAAGGAAGAACUCGACUCUGCGCUGAAGGGCGUAGCAGCGAGCGGUGAUGAAAAGGGUAAAGCAGAUCUGGAAAAAGAAAAUGUCAAGCUGAAGAAGGAGCUGUUAUCUCUGCCUGAGCUGAAGAAAGAGCUGGAGAGUCUGAGGUCCAGGGUGACCGAACUCAGCCAGCUUUCAGCCGAUCAAGAAAUGCCCCCGGCUACCCCAAGCUCUGCCCCUCAGCCGGGCGACAAAGCCGGUCAGAGUAACGAGAAAGCUGCUGCACCUGAAAGGACGAAGGACAAAAAUGAUGGAGGAAGGCUGAAGGAAGAACUCCAGAGGCAGAAAGUUCUUCUGGAGGAGAGCAAGAAGAGACUGCAAGGGAUGAAGAAAGAUGGAGGCGACAGGAGACGCGUGAGGGAUAGUUUGGAGGAGAUCCAGAAGAAGCUCUCUGAACAAGUUGAGAGGUGGGGUAAGAAGAAGCCACAGGAGCCCAAAUGGAAAGGGAACAAGGGCAAAAACAAUGAGCGGGACCACUGGAAGAAAGAGGAGAAGAGAGAGUGGAGAGGGGAGAAGGAAUGGAAGAACGGCAAAGAGGGAGGACGGAGAGACAAAGAGGAGAAGAAAGAGAAGGAGUGGAAGUCUCAGAAGUCAAACUCUCACAAAGAGGCGUGGAGGAAACACCAGGACGAGUGGGAGAGGAAGAAGGACGAGCGCAGAACGGACAGAGAGGAGAGGAGGAAGGAGAAACCGUGGCACAGCCGGCCCGGUAAGAACUCCCACGACCACCAUCAGCACCAGCAUCAGCACCAGCAGCCCCGUCAGCCUCAUCAGUACAAACACAACGACUUCUGGAGGGACCAAGAGCAGAAGCUCAGACGCAACGUCCGACCCCAGCUGGGCUGCACCUCCGUGGAUGACUGCGCCGGCAAAGAGGGGCUCUACCCGGUGGAGCUGCCCGAGUUUGAGGAGCUGCUGGAGGGCUACCUGAGCAAGCUCGAGGGAUCCUCGUCCGAGAGCAAAGACAAGAUCAGGAAGCUGACGGCAGAGUUCUUCGAGGACGGGGGUUUCAUCCACGACAGGGUCCUUUUCAGCGACUUCGCCGAGGACGUGGCGGACAUUCUGGAGGACAUGGUGGACGUUUUGGAGGAAGGCGCGCACAAGGGCGACGACUCCCUGGAGAAGGAGAUGGAGGAGUUUGAACGAGAAGCCCUGUGGAAGUUUGCAGCCGCAGUUUAAAGGGACAUCGAGGGGGAAAAGGAGUGAAAUAAGAAAGAAACACUAAGAUACAGCACAAGUGGUGUUUUUAUAUGACAUUUCUUGCCUAUAUUCUCCUCUUCAGAGCUGUAAUUGUAGUAGCUUCUGGCACAGAGUGGUCGUGCCUCUCAUAAACGUGUCCCUCUGAGUCUGUAAUUAUAAGCUAGACUUGUACUGUGUCAUUUUGGACUUCGCUGUCGUUACCUACCUCUGUCAGGUCAUGCCUCCUAAUGCGAAGUCCUUCAGUAAUGUGUUGUGUGGAUUUUUCCUCUGCUGUAUAGUGUUUUCUCAAUAAGUAGUGCAUGUUGCAGUUCGCCAUGUAAACUGAGACUGAUAAAAUGAACUCACACAGAAGGAAACGGGGCUUAAAGGAGAUGGUAUUUGUAGAAAUAAUUCAGCAAUGGUUAUAUCUAUUUGACUGUGUGAAAUCAACCUACCGCUACUCUGAGCAGGUUAAAACAAAUGCUGAGAAUUUUUUUUCUGCAGAUACCAUGUCCCUGAAGUCCAAUCCCAGAGGAUAAGAUCCCGGUUCUUUCAGAGAUAAGAAUCAGAUCAGGUCGGACCAGUUUUGCUCCAGCAGCUCUUUAGUCGUUUUGGGCAAACACAGACAGACUGCUGUUGGAGAGCCCUGAGCAUUUUGCAUCUAGAUGUGACAGUCUCUACAACCCCCCCGACUCCCAACUGUCAGUUGACAGCAGAUGUGCGAAAACAACCAGGAACCGGUUUGUGCAACGUCGGAGCUGCUAAAAAAGAAAAAGCAAUAGGACAAAGUGAUAGCCGUAGUUGCUAAAUCUAGGACUGCUAAACCACUUUAGCACUUUUCAAAGACAUUCACAUUUACAGCAAAGUUCUUUUUUCUCUGUUGUGUUUUUCUUUUUUUUUUAAGACCAUUAGUUAUCUUCAAUAUUUGUUCUAAUGUAGACAUGGGGACCUCCAACACAUGAUCUGCAUAUACUAAGUAUCCCAGAGCAAAAGAAAAAGAAAAACUCCUUUUUCCUUUUACUUUGUCAGCAAGUUGAUGUUAACUGACACUUUACAAUUGUAAGUUGAAUGAGCCAGGCAAAAGGUAGAAAAAGACACAAAGCAAAGUCCAUUAAGUUUGGCAAAAACCCUUCCCCAGUGUUGGCUAGUUCUUUGACUUAUUCUUUCUUUGGCUUUAGUAUUUUAUUCUAGUCCCAAUCGAUCAUGAAGUGUUUCCUCUUUAGGUGUAUGUGAAGUUAAAGUCGACAGAUUGUGAUUGUUGGUUCUCUUUUUUGAGCUUUUGGAGCGUUUCAUGUUUAUUUAUUUUGUCAGUACACUGCAACUCUUUUCCCUCUUUCUAACGAGACUUUGACCCAGGCCAUACACGUUGAAUGUGGAAAUGGUGACGUUUUUCAGUUUGUUUUUAGAAAUUUAGUUGGCCAGCUACUGCUUAUGUGCCUUUAUUAUUAUUAUUAUUAUUAUUAUGAAUAUCUUAGAGGUCUAGGAUUUCAUUUGCUUCUGCAAGAUAAAGAAGAAAGCAAGUUUACGCAGCUUACAAUUGUACUGCUGUUUAUAGGACAGAGAUUGAAUGUCACAGGGUUUACACAUAAAGUGUUGAACAAUUUUAUUUUGAACUUUUUGUAGACCAAAGCUAUUGGAAGAAGGCUCAAUUUCAACAUAUGAAUCAUUAAACGAAUCACAUUUAUGAACGUUUAAUCAUUAUUUGAGGAGUAUUUCUGUCUUCAUGGGACAACAGUAGGACUUGCUUAAUGCUAGCUGGCUCAGAUGUGCAUGAAAUUGAUCCUUGGUCAAAUGUAUAGAAAAACUUGGAUAAUUUUUUUAUUUCAUUCAUCAAGUUAUGUCCUCUUUAAGGAAGUCAGUGUUCAGUUCAAUACAUUUUUCAACAUUAAAUGUGUGAAGUUCGUCUUUAUUGAAACACUUCAGUUGAUUCAUUUGUUACAUGGAGACAAUGAAAACAAUAUCACAGAAUAAAAAUGUACAAUGA